This is a messenger RNA of Ziziphus jujuba (common jujube), 2399 nucleotides long. Its product is annotated as monocopper oxidase-like protein SKS1. The transcript has 9 exons. NCBI's taxonomy places the organism in Eukaryota, Viridiplantae, Streptophyta, Magnoliopsida, Rosales, Rhamnaceae. The record is from RefSeq and is a predicted model, not a curated record. Gene Ontology annotation, cellular component: plasma membrane. The coding region runs from base 235 to 2022 and encodes 595 amino acids. Gene Ontology annotation, molecular function: copper ion binding; oxidoreductase activity.
CCCAUAGUCUUCUUCGUUUUCAAAAACAAGAAAGAAGCUCUUCUGAAAAUUUUAUUUAAAAAAAAUAAAAAUAAAAAAUAAAAACCCACAAAUCUUCUUUUUUCUCCCUUGAAAAGUCUAAAACCCCAUUUCAUUUCCUUGUUUAUUUCUUUCUCUGGUUGAUAUGUAAAGGAAAAGAAAAAAAAUCAGUAUAAAUCUCAGAAAAUUUUAUAGUUUCUUUGUGUAGUCUUUGAGAUGGCUCUGUUUCGGUGCUCUGUUUUCUAUUUGGUUUCGUUGACCCACAUUGCUCUGCUUUCGACUCUCUGUUUCGCUGCAGACCCUUAUGUCUCUUACGACUUCCGUUUCUCUUACAUCACAGCCUCUCCUCUGGGUGUCCCUCAACAGGUCAUAGCUGUGAAUGGGAAAUUUCCAGGGCCUGCUAUUAAUGCCACUACUAACAACAAUGUUGUUGUUAACGUGCAUAAUGACUUGGACGAGAAUCUGCUGCUUACUUGGUCUGGGGUUCAAAUGCGGCGUAAUUCAUGGCAGGAUGGUGUUCUCGGCACCAAUUGUCCAAUUCCUUCAAAGUGGAAUUGGACUUACCAGUUUCAAGUUAAGGAUCAGAUAGGGAGCUUUUUCUAUUUUCCAUCUCUCAAUCUCCAGCGAGCAUCUGGUGGCUUUGGUUCUUUUGUCAUCAAUAAUCGGGUGAUAAUUCCAAUUCCUUUUGCACAGCCUGAUGGGGAUAUUGUCAUUAUUAUUGGUGACUGGUUUACACAAAACCAUACGGCAUUGGCAAAAGCCUUAGAUGCUGGAAAAGACCUUGGUGUUCCAGAUGGAGUUCUCAUCAAUGGAAAAGGGCCAUACCGUUACAACAAUACUCUAGUACCUGAUGGAAUUGAAUAUGCAACCAUUAAUGUUGACCCAGGUAAAACUUAUAGACUUCGUGUGCACAAUGUUGGAACUUCCACAAGUUUGAACUUCAGAAUUCAAAACCAUAAUCUGCUAUUAGCUGAAACUGAGGGACAUUAUACAAUGCAACAAAAUUUUACUGACUUUGAUAUUCAUGUUGGACAAUCCUAUUCUUUUUUGCUCAGCACGGAUCAGAAUGCUAGCACUGAUUAUUACAUUGUGGCAAGUGCAAGGUUUGUGAAUGAAUCAAUUUGGCAGAGGGUUACAGGUGUUGGCAUCUUACACUAUUCUAACUCUAAAGGACCAGCCAGUGGUCCUCUACCUGAUCCUCCAAAUGAUGUUUACGACAAAUCAAGGUCGAUGAAUCAGGCAUUGAGUGUCAGGCAAAAUGGUUCAGCCAGUGGAGCUCGGCCUAAUCCACAGGGUUCAUUUCAUUAUGGUUCAAUUAAUAUUACUGAAACAUAUUUGUUGAAAACUGUGCCACCAGUGACGAUCAAUGGGACAUCACGAGCCACUAUCAAUGGGAUCUCUUUCGUCAAUCCUCAAACACCAAUCAGACUUGCCGACAAGCAUAAUGUUAAGGGAGCUUACAAGCUUGAUUUCCCAAAUAAACCACUUGAUAGACCACCUCGAAAAGACAUAUCUGUUAUUAAUGCUACGUACAAGGGAUUCAUAGAAGUAGUAUUUCAAAACAAUGACACUGUGUUGCAGAGUUUCCAUAUCGAUGGAUAUUCUUUUUUUGUUGUUGGGAUGGACUACGGUGAGUGGACAGAAGACAGCAGAAAUAGAUACAACAAGUGGGAUGCAAUUUCUCGCUGUACUACACAGGUUUACCCUGGGGCAUGGACUGCGGUUCUCAUCUCUCUUGACAAUACUGGAGCAUGGAAUCUUAGAGCAGAAAACCUUGAUAGAUGGUAUCUAGGCCAAGAAACAUAUUUGAGGAUUGUCAAUCCUGACGAAAAUGGUGAAACAGAAUUUGCUGUCCCUGACAAUGUUUUAUAUUGUGGUGCCCUGGCGAGUUUGCAGAAGAAACAGAAGCAAUCAUCUUCUGCGAUGUCAAUUUGCAGAGGAAAAUCCAAGCUUUUCAUGACUCUCCUGGUGGCAUUAUUUGCUUUGAGUUUUACAUUUAACUGAUGUUUCCUGUUGGGUGGUUAGAACUUUACAAUUCCAAGCAGUGGGAACUUUUUUAUCCUGGCAUAGAUGUUGUCUGUGGUCGUCACUGUGGGAGUUUGCGAUACAUAUCUUAGUGCAAAUUGUUAGUACAAAUUUUUGUGGUUUUAAGACGAUUCAUUUUAUUUUUAUCAAUAUCUAGGGUGCCCCAUCAAAAUUUCUUGUAACUUAGGUCAUUUGGAAUCAUCAUUCUUUGUGCAUUAACAUACUUCGUGAUGAUCAUUAAACCAUUCUCAAUACCAUACAACUUUUUAUGAUUAAGUUUGAAUGUUUGAUGUAUCUUCCUCCAGUGAUAACUGUGUUUCAUCUGCUUUAUCUAUAGAUAAGUUGAUAUUUCUUGA